AUGUAUCAUCGUCGUGGAGGAUUUCAAGGUGGAAGGGGCCGCUUUGGUAACCAUCAAGCCAACAGAGGACCACCAGAUAGAGUUUUUGAAAUGGGUGUGUUCUUUCAUGAAUGCGAAGGAAACAUUGUGUGUCGAUCGAUAAAUGAAAAGAUUCCAUACUUUAAUGCGCCAAUAUAUUUAGAAAACAAACAGGAAGUGGGGAAAGUGGAUGAAAUCUUAGGACCUAUAAAUGAAGUUUACUUCACUGUUCACCCAUCCGAAGGUGUUCAGGCAUCUUCUUUCAAGGAUGGUGACAAAUUCUAUAUUGCAGGAGAUAAACUUCUUCCGCUAGAAAGAUUCCUACCAAAGCCAAAGGAUUAUGGUCCAAAACCAAAAAGAAAGAGAGGUCCAAAGGGCGCUGGAUUUGGUCAAAGAGGAGGUGGAAGAGGUGGAAGAGGUGGUUUCAGAGGGGGAAGAGGUGGAAGAGGUGGCUUUUCUAGAGGUGGAGGCAGGGGAGGCUUCCGUGGUGGCCGUGGAGGCUUUUCUAGAGGUGGAGGUAGAGGAGGUUUCCGUGGUGGUCGUGGAGGUUUCCAUGGAAGAAGAUAA
Messenger RNA from Brettanomyces bruxellensis, 585 nucleotides. RefSeq names its product H/ACA snoRNP pseudouridylase subunit (gene GAR1). Gene Ontology annotation, biological process: snoRNA guided rRNA pseudouridine synthesis; ribosome biogenesis. Gene Ontology annotation, molecular function: box H/ACA snoRNA binding. The record is from RefSeq and is a predicted model, not a curated record. The transcript has a single exon. The coding region runs from base 1 to 585 and encodes 194 amino acids. NCBI's taxonomy places the organism in Eukaryota, Fungi, Ascomycota, Pichiomycetes, Pichiales, Pichiaceae. Gene Ontology annotation, cellular component: box H/ACA snoRNP complex.